Molecule: messenger RNA, 2462 nt
Organism: Telopea speciosissima
Lineage: Eukaryota; Viridiplantae; Streptophyta; Magnoliopsida; Proteales; Proteaceae
Product: coiled-coil domain-containing protein SCD2-like
Exons: 19
Coding region: 425-2410 (661 amino acids)
Biological process (GO): cytokinesis by cell plate formation
Source: RefSeq, a predicted model, not a curated record
GAAGUCUUUCCCUCUCAUUUCAUACGCCUCCUCACCUCUGCACCUCAAACGGGCUAAAUUGGCGGAGGAAGCCUAUUCAGAGGGAAGGGACAGAAUCGAUUCCAGAUCUGUUUCCAUUGUCUCGAUUUGUCCUAGAAUUUCAGUUUCAGUAAGCUUGAUGUUGAAAUUUUGACAAAAAACAACACUGAUAAUUACUCGAUCCUUGAUCCUGUUUCAGGAGAUGAUGAUCAUUUUGAUCGGUUUUCGUGUGAAAUUGUUGAAAUUGCAUGCAUGAGGAAUAUAUUUGAUCUUACUUUCAUCGAAGGAAGUUCUGUUUGAUCGGUCUCUGAUUGAGAAAUAUCAGAUUGGGUAAUAUUUUAGCAGAAUUUAGGUUUCUUACCCAUUGAAUUUGGAUUCCCCUUUCCUCGACUCUGGAUCAUCAACAAUGGAUAAGGUGAGGACAAGGAGUCCAGUGUACGUUAGGCAGAAGAGCAUUUCUAACACGUCCGGAGGACCAACAUCUCCGAUGACGUCUCCCAUGCAUCGCCAUGCACGGUCAGGAUCAACAGGUGUGAAUUUCCGGAAGCCACAAAAUUAUGCAGCCAAAGCUGCAGCUCAGAGGCUUGCGCAGGUCAUGGCACAUCAACCAACGGAUGAUGAUGAUGAGGAUGAAGACCUUUCUUUGGAUUACAAUCCUACAGGGAGCAUUGGUCUUGCAUCUGGAAGGGCAAUGAGAUCUCCUUCUCCUGCGAAUUCUGCAGCCAGACCUACAUCUCAGAGGCAUUCACAUGUCACGCAACAUCAACACACGGAGUAUGACGAUGAUGACCAAUUUUUGGAAUAUAAGCCCACAGGGAGCAUUGGUCUUGCAUCUGGGAGGGCAUUGAGAUCUCGUUCUCCUGCGCUAGGUCGUAACUCUGUAGAAGAGACUUCGUCUUCUCGCUCUUCAUCAGCUAGCCGAUCAUCUGUUGCAGUUAACUCUGUAGAACAGCCUCCACCCGCUCACACUUCAUUGCCUGGCCGGUCAUCUCCUUCACCCAGCACUGUAGAGCCGUCUCCAUCAUCUCGCUUUUCAUCAGCUGGUCGAUCAUCUUUUGCAUUCAAUUCCAUAGAGCAACCUACAUCAGCUCGUGCUACUUCAGCUGGCCGAUCGUCUUUUGCAGCCAAUUCUGUAGAACAACCUAUAUCUGUCCGUUCUGCAUCAGCUGGUCGACCAUCUCAAGUAGUCAAGACGGUUCCCAUGGUGCCACCCAGUGUACCAAUAUCAUUAAGGCCACCUACUCCUGUGCCUCCAUCAGAUCCUUCCACUGAUCAUCGAAGGGAUAGAAGGUCCUCAUUAGAUUUGGGAAAUUUAAACGUGCGUGAAUCUGGAAAUCAGCGUUCUACCUCUGCCCUUCAAGACGAGCUUGAUAUGCUACAGGAAGAAAAUGAAAGUAUGCUUGAAAAGCUUCGACUUGCAGAGGACAGGUGUGAGGAAGCAGAAGCCAGAGCUACGCAGCUUGAGAAACAGGUUUCUUCUCUUGGAGAAGGUGCAUCUUUAGAGGCCAAUCUCUUGAGCAGGAAAGAGGCAGCCCUGCAGCAAAGGGAGGCUGCUUUGAAAUCUGUAGCACAAACUCAUGAUGGUCGAGAUGUAAAGAUUGCAACCCUUCGAUUAGAAGCAGAGACUGCCAAGGAUGAGGCAACAUCUGCUUUGGAGCAGCUCCAAGAGGCUGAGUUUGAAAUCAAAUCUCUUCGAAAAAUGACACAGAGAAUGAUACUGUCUCAGGAAGAGAUGGAAGAGGUGGUUCUUAAAAGGUGUUGGCUUGCUCGAUAUUGGAAUUUAUGUGUUCAACAUGAUAUUCAUCCAGAGAUUGCUGCAUCAAAGUAUGAGUAUUGGUCAUCCUUAGCGCCCCUUCCUCUUGAAGUUGUUUUAUCUGCUGGUCAGAAAGCUAAAGAGGAAAGCUCAGUAGAGGAAAGGGAUAACGUUUCACAUGACUUGAAUCAACUACCCGGGGAGGCAAAGAUUGAGAGCAUGCUUUUAGUUGAAAAAGGAAUGCGGGAGCUAGCUUCACUAAAGGUAGAGGAUGCUGUAGUGUUUGCAAUGGCUCAACAUCGACGAGUCUCAGCAGAUUUGAAGCUUACAGUGGAUGCUCAAAACCUUCUUGAAGCAUGUGAACUUAGCCAGGAGGAAUCUCAAGAUGUGGCUUUCAAACAGGCUUGGCUUAUGUAUUUCUGGAGGAGAGCCAAAAAUCAUGGGUUGGAACAGGACAUUGCAGAAGAGCGUUUGCAAUCUUGGAUCACCAGCAGUGCUAGGUCACCCACCCCACAUGAUGCAGUUGAUGUUGAGCGAGGUUUAAUGGAGCUAAGGAAGUUAGGUGUUGAAAACCAAUUAUGGGAGGAAUCUCGCAAAGCAGUCGAUUCAGAUUCCGACUAUUUCCAGGAAACCAGUUGAUUCCAGUCUGUGAUGGUUGCUUCAUAUAUAAGAUGAGUUUAAUUUUAUUUCC